Molecule: messenger RNA, 1664 nt
Organism: Suillus subaureus
Lineage: Eukaryota; Fungi; Basidiomycota; Agaricomycetes; Boletales; Suillaceae
Product: glycosyl hydrolase family 61-domain-containing protein
Exons: 3
Coding region: 342-1295 (317 amino acids)
Source: RefSeq, a predicted model, not a curated record
UCGUUUUUUGUUUUCUCCAGUCACGAUUCUCGUUGAUGAAUUCUAGUGGCCAGCUGCUCGAAUACAAUAGAAAGUUUGAUGGCCACGCGUGUGUACGCAUAUAAGCGCAACCACGUUGCGUCCUCGCAAUCGUGUUUACUUAUUUUUUCCCCGCAACAUCCCCGCCUAUACCUCGACGUGCCUUCUCCUCACGCUGUGCGCGAGCCCUGUCACCCCUUGUGUGCAUUUUUCCACCAAUCUAACUUUACUUUAACUGCUGUCCUUCCUUUACACGCAUCCUUUUCAUUCUUGAUAUAAGGCUCAAGCCUGCUGCGACAUCCUUGAAGUACUGUCAACGUGUCAUGUCCUACUGCUCGUAUCAGUUUUCCCUAUCCCUUCUUGCAUUUCUACCACUCGUCUCAGCUCAUGGAUAUGUCGCCCAAGUUGCAAUCGAUGGCACUGACUACUAUGGGAAUGUCCCCAAUGCCGACCCCGUUCCCAGCAUCGUCAGACAGAUCAAUGAUGUCGCACCCGUGAAGGGCGCUAGCAACCCAUAUCUCAAUUGCGGACAAGAUGCUCAACUCGCAUCACUUGUCGCCAACGCUAACCCAUCCAGUCAGUUCCAAUUUUGGUGGAAGGGUGGUGAUGGCAGCAAUUGGCCCCAUAAUAUCGGUCCCAUCAUGACUUACAUGGCCCAGUGUGUCAACACGACGUGCGAUCAGUAUAAUUCAACGAACGCAGAAUGGUUCAAGAUCGAGGAGACGGGGCUGCAACCAGGCAACAUGGUUUGGUAUCAGCAAAAUAUCAUGAAUGGUGGGCCAGCGAACGUAACCCUUCCUCCAACACUGGCUCCUGGGCAAUACCUCAUACGACAUGAGAUCAUCGCGCUGCAUCUCGCAAAUGAGAUGGGCGGCGCCGAGUUCUACCCCAGCUGUACGCAGGUUAAUAUUCAGGGUGACCAAUCGGGCGUCGCCCCAGCGAGUGAUGAAGUCACUUUUCCAGGCGGGUACAGCGACGACGAUCCAGGAAUUUACGACCCAACGGUUUUUGACACGCCCGUGCAGUACACGUUUCCUGGGCCUCCAGUCGUCUCGUUCGCUGCACCGGUGUCAAAUACUUCAUCACCGACGUCUUCCAAUUCCAGCUCAACUACUACGAGUACACCUGUGCCCUCUUCAACUGCAUCGAGCAGUGGGGGCGGAGCGCAGUGCCAAGUAAGCACGGCGCAAGCUGCUUUUGCUGUCUAUCCACGUCAGCCACGAAGCGUGUCGAGAGUAAUGAGACGUUGGUGGGAGAGUUUGACCAGCUCGUCGUGAAUAGCCUCUGUCUCAUUGAUCAGAGGGCAAUUAUGGUUGUCGUGAUAUUCAGAUCUGGAGAGACGGGUAUAUUUGAGAGUUUGCGGGUUUUCGUAUUUGCUGUUCAUCACUGUUCUGUAGUCCACUUAGCGUACCAGGUUAAACUGGUUGUAGAUCAUAUUAGAUUAUGUAGUCACUAGUACCACCAUAGGUACGAUUAUAUAGAUAAAACUUUGAACUGAAGUUUGGCAACUUGACACCUGUACACAGAAUCUAGAAGCUUUAGUAUUCACCCGUACCGAAGUCAUCACACUCCGAGUCGCGCAUGUUUGAUGCCAGACUGGUUGCUUACUAGCAAUGGUAAUGGCUGACAGUAUGCUAUUUAAGUAG